CCCACUGCGUGUACGCUUAUGUGCAGUGCUGUUGUACAGCGCGCCGUUUCGCACAAAAGCACACAACAUAAAUACUUGCAAACGGAGUCAACUUCAUCUAUACACUUACUCAUUGUGUUUUCUGCUCAUCUCUUCAGCCGCGGUUGCCUGUAGCCAUACUUGAGGAGAGACAUAGAGCCGGAAGGAGAGAGAGAGAGAGAGAGAGAGAGAGAGAGAGAGGAGGGAGAAAGAGAGAGUGAGAGAGAGGAGGGAGACUUGUGUUGAUCAGAGAGUCUGCAGCCCCCCAGCCUUCCCUCUGUUGCUGCUACAGUACGUGUGAAAGGAAGAGGGAGAGGCAGCAGAAGCAGAUCUGCUGUUUGACUCUGAGACUCGGAGGGAAGAGCAGAGCGCUGUGAGGUGUGCAGUGCAGAGCAGAUCCAGUCAGUCUUCUGGUAUGUGUCCAGUGUGAGCAACUCAGCCGAGUCCCUGCGCACUUCUGUCUGAGCUGCCUCGCACCCCAGGACUCUGAAACCAGCUACACAAACAGGAAUACCUGUGUCCACUCAAGCGGUUUGGGUAGUGGAGCAUGUUGUGACAGCCAUGUCUCUGGAGAUGGAGAAGACCAUCACCAAGCUGAUGUACGAUUUCCAGAGGAAUUCGACCUCUGAUGAUGACUCUGGAUGUGCACUGGAGGAAUAUGCUUGGGUUCCCCCUGGCCUCAGUCCUGAGCAGGUGCAUCAGUAUUAUAACUGCUUACCAGAGGAGAAGGUUCCUUAUAUCAACAGCCCUGGAGAGAAAUACCGCAUCAAGCAAUUGCUUCACCAGUUGCCACCACAUGACAAUGAGGUACGAUAUUGUAAUGCACUGGACGAGGAGGAGAAACGAGAGCUUAAGCUGUUCAGCAAUCAACGGAAGAAAGAUAACCUGGGCCGAGGCAAUGUCCGUCCUUUCCCCCUAACUAUCAAUGGGGCCGCCUGUGACAAGUGUGGGGGUCAGAUAAAUGGAGGGGACAUUGUAGUUUUUGCACCAAGGGCGGGUCAUGGAAAAUGCUGGCACCCUCAGUGCUUUGUCUGCGGCACAUGCGAGGAAGUAUUGGUGGACCUCAUAUACUUCCACCAGGAUGGCAAGAUCUACUGUGGCCGGCACCAUGCCGAGAGGCUGAAACCCCGCUGCUGUGCCUGUGAUGAGAUCAUCUUUGCUGAUGAGUGCACUGAGGCGGAGGGCCGGCACUGGCACAUGAAGCAUUUCUGUUGCUACGAGUGUGAGACCACCCUUGGCGGGCAGCGCUACAUCAUGAAGGAUGGACGACCACACUGCUGCAACUGCUUCGAGUCCCUUUAUGCAGAGUACUGUGACGCAUGUGGAGAACACAUAGGCAUUGACCAAGGUCAGAUGACUUAUGAUGGACAGCACUGGCAUGCAACUGAGGAAUGUUUUUGCUGUGCCCGUUGCAAGCGCUCCCUUCUUGGACGCCCCUUCCUGCCAAAGCAGGGGCAGAUUUUCUGUUCACGGUCCUGCAGUGCGGGACAGGAUCCCGAGGAAUCUGACUCCUCAGACUCUGCCUUCCAAAGUGCUCGCUCACGUGAGUCCCGCCACAGCACCAAGAUCGGAAAGAAAGAGCGCAGGAAUGUUGAGCAGGAUAGGCGAAGCACCGAACCCCGCCAGUCAGCUCCUCCAUCGAUGCCCGACCGUCUCUCUGCUGAUAUGGAUCCCCUCUCUGGUCAGAUGGAUCGCUUAAGCCUCACGUCUAGUCAGACUCCAAGCAGGACGCCUAACCGCACCCCUAGCCGCACUCCAAGUCGAGCCCCAAGCCUAAACCAGGUGUGGAUGAGCCGAGAUGACCCCUACAUCCCUCCUUCCUAUGAAGGCCCUCAGCGGGAUCCCUCCCCUAGCCCUACACCCAUUCAUCUGCUGGGUCAGUGUAAUGCUAGGCAAGGUUACAAUCCUAAUGCGAAUGCUCAUCCACCAGCCCAGAGUCCUGCCAACCCAGGAAAGAGGCCUGAUUCCUGGGGAAAGGAGCAAGGGAAUGCCAAGAGGACCCCUAUGGCUGCCCUGAGAGGCUACUCCUUUAAUGAAAACUGGAUGCAGCACAGCCAGGAUGAGUUCAGACCCAACAAGCUGCGCACCCAGAUGAGCUUCAAUGAGAUGUCUAGCCAGAAUCAGGGUUUCUCUGACAAGAGAAGUAUCAGUCUGCAUGGAUUCCAGAGAAAUGGAAGACCCCCACUGACCAGGAGGAACCCUAUCAAUGCCAUGAGCUUUAACGAGCCCCUCACUCCUCUAGAACAGACCCCUCGUGGAUCCAUGGACUCCCUAACUAUGUCUAAUGCUACAGGUAACUCUCUAGAUGGAGUCAGCAAGCGUCAGGAGCAUCUGUCAAGGUUUUCCAUGCCUGACCUGAGUAAAGAUUCAGGUGUAAAUGUGUCUGAAAAGAGCAACAUGGGUACCCUCAGCUCCUCAGUCCAGUUCCACAGCACAGAAUCGCUGUCCUCCUCCCGCCCAUACAACAACAACAACAUGUACACCCCUCUGAGAGUCGGCUACCCACUGCAGUACUGGGAUGGCCCACAGCCGCUCGGCUUUGAUGGUAAAGGUCGUGUCGGGGUGAUGGGCAGCAGUGGGAAUCUGCGGAUGGCUCCCAUGAGUGACAGAAUGCCCCGCCGAAGCUUAAGCGGGCAGGAAUCUGUGACCCAGAACCAGCAGCCACAACCCAGACGCCGCAAACACCAUCGUGGGAACAACGGCAACGGCCAGCACCGCAGUGGCCGCCACCACAAACGCUCUCGCCGCUCUCGCUCUGACAACGCCUUGCACCUGGUCGCAGACCGGCCUGCUCAAAUGAUGGAGCCGCCGUACCGUCGCGUUCAGGAGGAUUAUGAUCGUUUCCCCUCUGGUCAUGCUGCACGGGAGUUGUUCGGGCUGGACCCGGGCGGGUACAGGCAGCAGCUUCACCGGCCCUGUCCCCGCACCACUUCUGAUCUUACCCUGCAGAAUGCUGGCUGGCAACCUGUCGGCCUGGGCGGGCCGUGCUGGGGCGAUGGGUACAUGGAGGCUGCUGACCCCUGGUGCUCUAGCUGCUCCUCUUCCUCCGAGUCUGAGGAAGAAGAGGCUUAUUUUAUGGGAGAACCAAUCCCUCGGCCCGUGCAGCUGUGCUACAUCAAUAACGAGGAGCGACGCCAUCGCUACAGUCCCUCUGGGAUAGGUGGCCAUCACGGACCUCUUCACGGACCGAUUCAUGGCCAGCUGCACACCCGCCAGAGGAGGAAGAGCAAAAACUGCAUCAUUUCGUAGAUAUAGAGCAAGGAGUUGGGGAGGGAUGAGCAGGAGAGUGAAAGAUAUAAGAGAGAAAGGUAAGGAGACGGUGUAAAGCAGCAGAGAUGGCGGAACAGAGGGAGUGGGAAGGUGAGAGUGAGACAGCUGAAAGUGAGAGUGAAUAGAGAGUUUCUGUGUGUGUGUGUGUGUGUGUGUGUGUGUGUGUGUGUGUGUGUGUGUGUGUGUGUGUGU
This is a messenger RNA of Haplochromis burtoni (Burton's mouthbrooder), 3480 nucleotides long. RefSeq names its product prickle-like protein 2. The record is from RefSeq and is a predicted model, not a curated record. Lineage: Eukaryota; Metazoa; Chordata; Actinopteri; Cichliformes; Cichlidae. The transcript has 9 exons. The coding region runs from base 580 to 3267 and encodes 895 amino acids. Gene Ontology annotation, molecular function: zinc ion binding.